Messenger RNA from Vanrija pseudolonga, 1539 nucleotides. RefSeq names its product Aspyridones efflux protein apdF. The record is from RefSeq and is a predicted model, not a curated record. The coding region runs from base 1 to 1539 and encodes 512 amino acids. Gene Ontology annotation, cellular component: membrane. Gene Ontology annotation, biological process: transmembrane transport. Gene Ontology annotation, molecular function: transmembrane transporter activity. Lineage: Eukaryota; Fungi; Basidiomycota; Tremellomycetes; Trichosporonales; Trichosporonaceae. The transcript has 5 exons.
AUGUCCAAAGCCCCAACCACCAACGCCCUCACGCGCGCGCCCUCGCGCCCGCUCUACCCGGACGAGAAGGCACUCCAGCGCUCCAAGUCGCGCGCGAGCACGACCACCGAGUUUGACGGGCAGGACCCGCUCGCGCCGUACCCCGGCGGCGACCUGGACGAAGUCGACGAGGAGGACGACGGCCACGGAGUCGCCGUCGCCGACAAGAGCCGGCGCGAGCCUGACCCCGAGAGCGCGAAGACGGAGCUCAAGGAGUCCAACUCGGCCAGCACGGCAGUCGAGGAGCCGGCCGCAAAGGUCGUGUAUGAGAAGGUCAAGCUCAAGGGAUGGUUGAACCUCGUUGGCGCCAUCUUGGCCAACAUGCUUUGUUUUGGCAUGACGCAGUCUUUCGCCACGUUCCAGCAGUACUACUCGAAGAACGAGCUCUCCCACGUCUCAGGGAGCACGAUCUCGUGGAUCGGGGCGAUCCAGUUCGCCUUCUGCCCGAUGUUCGGCUGCGUCUCCGGCCCGCUCUUCGACGCAGGCUACCUGCGGCACCUGAUCCUGAUCUCGGGCUUCCUCUACGUUUUCUGUCUGAUGAUGGCGUCCCUCUCGACGCAGUACUACCAGCUCCUGCUGAGCCACGGGUUCGGCGUCGGCCUCGCGAUGGGCCUCGUCUUCGCGCCCUCGGUCGCGACGCUCUCCCACCACUUUGCGAACACGCGCUUCCGGAUCCUCGCGUACGGGACCCAGGCGAGCGGAAGCGCCGUCGCGGGCAUCUUCUUCCCUGCGAUGCUGAACCACCUGCUACCGCGGUACGGCUUUGCGUGGGCCAUGCGGAUUCUCGGCUUCACCGUCCUCGGCUUCUUCGUCGUCAUCUUCUUCACCCUGUCCACGACCGUGCCGCCGCGCAAGAAGAUCGCCGUGCUGAGCUUCAGCGUGUGUAAGUCAGUACACUCGCUGACGGUCGCCCGCCCAGUCCAAAACAGGGCCUACUGCCUCUACGUCGCCGGCGUGUGCCUCGUCUCGCUCACGCUCUUCAACCCGCUCACCUUUGGCGUGACCUACGCAGUGCACAUGGGCGUGCCGUUCGAGACGGCUUCCUACGCCCCGGCAAUCAACAACGGCGUCAGCAUCAUCGGGCGCAUCAUCCCCUUGAUUGCCGCGCAGAAGGUCGGCCCGAUCAACAUCCUCGGCGUGUUCGCCAUCGGCACCGGCGUGCUCCAGCUGCUCUGGACGCUCGCGAAGAGCACGGCAGGCAUCAUGACCUACGACGCAGUGUAUGGGAUCAUCGCAGGCGGGUACGCCGCCGCGAUCAACCCCGGCGCGGCGAGCUUCGCGCCCCAGACCAACCAGAGCGGCCUGUACCUCGGCAUGUGUUUCUUCAUGUCGUCCUUCUUCUGGCUCGUCGGCACGCCGAUUUCUGCGGCAUUGAUCGACAAGAACCCGACGUACCUCGGCGCAAGCAUGUUCGGCGGCUCGGUAUGUGUGCUCGGUGGCAUUAGCAUCAUGCUGUGUACCAUCUGGCGCAGGCGGCAGCUGGGCACGCCCUGGGUGUAA